AAAAUUGUUAUUGUUGUGUUAAAUGGCCGAAACCGAGCAGUAUAUCAAAGAUAUCCAGCGUGAGUACGUUGAUUUCUUAGACGAUGAAGAGGAUCAAGGCAUAUAUUCGGGUCAUGUGAAGGACAUGAUUGCAGAAAAGAGCAAACGUUUAAUUGUCAACAUAAACGAUUUGAAGCGUAAAAAUCCUCAACGAGCUCUUGGUCUGCUGAGCAAUGCAUCGGAUGAGCAAUUGGCGUUUGGGCGGGCUCUCAAAGAAUAUGUUUCCACCGUGGAUCCCAGCUAUGCCAAAGAAAUCGAGGAGUUCUUUGUUGGCUUCGAAGGUUGUUUUGGUAAUCGUCAUGUAACACCACGUUCAUUGACAUCAAUCUUUUUGGGCAACAUGGUGUGCGUUGAGGGUAUUGUUACCAAAGUGUCACUUAUACAUCCAAAAGUUGUACGCUCCGUCCAUUAUUGUCCUGCUACACGUAAAGUAAUGGAAAGAAAAUACACUGAUUUGACAUCCUUUGAGGCCAUGCCUUCCAGUGCUGUUUAUCCCACAAAAGACGAAGAUGGAAAUUUAUUGGAAACUGAAUUCGGCUUGUCUGUCUACAAAGAUCAUCAGAGUUUAACCAUACAAGAAAUGCCCGAGAAGGCUCCUGCUGGUCAGUUACCACGUUCGGUGGACAUUAUUUGCGAUGACGAUCUGGUUGAUCGCUGCAAACCCGGUGAUCGUGUUCAAAUCGUAGGAAGCUAUCGCUGUCUUCCUGGUAAACAAGGCGGUUACACUUCGGGUAUAUUUCGUACUAUUUUGUUGGCCAACAACAUAUCUUUGCUGAGUAAAGAAAGCAAUUUGGAUAUUAGCCGUGAGGACAUUAUUCUAUGUAAGAAACUUGCCAAAAACAAUGACAUCUAUGAGUUGCUAUCGAAAAGUUUGGCACCUUCUAUUCAUGGCCAUACCUACGUCAAACAGGCAAUUUUGUGUCUGUUAUUAGGUGGUGUGGAGAAGUUGUUGCCAAAUGGUACACGUUUGCGUGGUGACAUCAACGUCCUGUUAAUUGGUGAUCCUAGUGUUGCCAAAUCGCAAUUGCUGCGUUAUGUUCUGAAUACUGCACCUCGUGCCAUUCCCACCACUGGUCGAGGUUCCAGUGGUGUUGGUCUGACUGCCGCUGUUACAACUGAUCAAGAGACAGGAGAACGUCGUUUGGAGGCCGGUGCUAUGGUACUGGCAGAUCGUGGUGUUGUAUGUAUCGACGAAUUUGAUAAAAUGAGUGAUAUAGAUCGUACAGCGAUCCACGAAGUUAUGGAACAGGGUCGAGUUACAAUUUCCAAGGCUGGUAUACAUGCUUCAUUGAAUGCUCGUUGUUCAGUUUUGGCUGCUGCCAAUCCUGUCUAUGGUCGCUAUGAUCAAUACAAAACACCAAUGGAAAAUAUUGGUUUGCAAGACUCAUUGUUGUCACGUUUCGAUUUAUUGUUCGUUAUGCUGGAUGUUAUCGACAGUGAUAUUGAUCAGAUGAUAUCUGAUCAUGUUGUUCGUAUGCAUCGUUACCGCAAUCCCAAGGAAGCUGAUGGCGAACCAUUAUCCAUGGGCAGUUCAUAUGCCGACUCCCUGUCGUUCAGUACCAACUCAACUGAGAAAAAGGAAACAGAAGUCUAUGAGAAGUAUGAUGCUUUAUUGCAUGGCAAAUCUCGCAAACGCCACGAGAAAAUUCUAUCUGUCGAAUUUAUGAGAAAGUACAUACACAUUGCCAAGUGUAUGAAGCCAAAGUUGAGCGAACAAGCUUGUGAAGCCAUCUCAAAUGAAUAUUCCCGUUUGCGGUCUCAAGAAAGUGUGCAAAAUGAUGUUGCCCGUACACAACCCGUGACAGCUCGUACCUUGGAAACUCUCAUCCGUUUGUCAACGGCUCAUGCUAGAGCUCGUAUGUCCAAGACAGUUACUGCCGAUGAUGCCCAAGCUGCCAUAGAAUUGGUGCAGUUUGCAUAUUUCAAAAAGGUUUUGGAAAAAGAAAAAGGCAGCAAACGUAGACGUGAUGGUGCUUCGUCGGAUGAAGAAGCUACUAAUAACGAUAAUGGAACUGAGAAAUCACCCUCACGUCGCAGCAAACGUACACGCGUGGAAACAACCCAAGAUUCGGCGGCCGCUGAUAGCGAUGAUGAAAUCGAAACACCCCAACCUGAUGCUGGUGAUUUAACACGUCGUGAUACAAGACGUUCUAUUGGUUCAAGAAAACCUGCCUCAAAUGGUACGACCCAAUCCGAGUCGAUGACUUCGUCAGGCGAUACAUCGAGUGCAGCAGCAUCCACUCCAGCAUCAAUUACAGAUGCCCGUCUGGGCGUUUUCAAGAACAGUCUUCAACGUCUGUUCCGCGAAGCACGCGAACAAAGUUUGUCAUUGGCGCGCAUUACCUCGGCCAUUAAUGAAAAUAACGUUGAACAAUUCACAGAUGGUGAAAUUGAAGCUGCUGUAAAUCGUAUGACAGAAGACAAUCAAAUUAUGGUUGCCGAUGGCAUUGUUUUCCUUAUCUAGACUAAGUUUAAAACAU
Musca vetustissima is the source of this 2519-nucleotide messenger RNA. RefSeq names its product DNA replication licensing factor Mcm3 (gene Mcm3). The record is from RefSeq and is a predicted model, not a curated record. Bases 23 to 2503 code for a protein of 826 amino acids. Gene Ontology annotation, biological process: DNA strand elongation involved in DNA replication; mitotic DNA replication initiation; DNA replication. Gene Ontology annotation, cellular component: nucleus; MCM complex. NCBI's taxonomy places the organism in Eukaryota, Metazoa, Arthropoda, Insecta, Diptera, Muscidae. Gene Ontology annotation, molecular function: single-stranded DNA helicase activity; ATP binding; ATP hydrolysis activity. The transcript is spliced from 2 exons.